UGGGGAUGCGGGCGGCGGAGGCACGGAGCUGACGGCGCCGCCUCUGCCCCAGCCCCGCUGCACGAAGCUGCCGGGGCCGGGGCCGGGGCCGGAGGGGCCAGGUGGCUAACCCGUUCGAGCUUUGCCGGGUGCGGUCCCUGAAUCCCGAGACGGACCUGUGACGAGUCAGAAGCUGAAGAAUGACGGUGUUGGUCCGUACGUUCGUGACUCUGUUGAUUGUGGCUACUGGUACCAUUCUCUGUGUCCUGCUCUGCCCGCGCUUUUGUCUGCAGCACUGUUGGCUGAGUUUCAAACCUGGGGAGAAGCAGGAAAGUUCCCGGCUCACCACUUCUCGCACCCGCAGCUUCCAGAGCUACAGCCGUGUUCCUGAUGGGAAGCCACUUGUCCGAGCCCCAUGCCACCGGUGCGCUAUCGUAUCCAGCUCAGGCCAGAUGCUGGGGUCACGGCUGGGGAAGGAGAUUGACCAGAGGGAGUGUGUGCUGCGCAUGAACCAGGCGCCCACCACUGGCUAUGAGGAGGAUGUGGGGACAAGGAGCACCAUCCGAGUCGUCUCACACACCAGCAUCCCCUUGCUUGUGAGGAACCACUCGUACUUCUUUGAGCAGUCUUUGGAGACCCUCUACAUCGUCUGGGGGCCUGCCAAGGUGAUGGGCAGGGAGAAGGUGGGGAGGACUUACAGGAGCCUCCUGAAGGUGAAGCAGAUGUAUCCCAGCCUGGAGAUCUACACACUGACCGAGAAGAUGAUGGCAUACUGCGACGAGGUCUUCCAGAACGAGACGGGCAAGAACAGGAUGAAGUCUGGCACCUACCUAAGCACUGGCUGGUUCACCAUGGUUCUGGCCAUGGAGCUGUGUGAACAGAUCCACAUCUUUGGCAUGAUCAGCGAUGGCUACUGCAGGGAGAAGAACCACCCCACCGUGCAGUACCACUACUUUGAGAAGGGCAAGCUGGACGAGUGCCGCAUGUACCUGGUCCACGAGAGAGCCCCGCGUGGUGCACACCGCUUCAUCACUGAGAAAGUUGUCUUCUCUCGCUGGGCCAAGCGGAGGAACAUGGUCUUCAUCCAUCCCUCAUGGGUGGGUGGGUAGGGAGGGCGCGUACCAGCCAUACUAACUGACAAAGGCACGUUUCAGGUGGUGUCAGGUGCCCACUCUUUCCAGAGGCUCUGUCUGUGUUGGAGCCUAGCACCACAGGGCCUGGCCUCUCUGCAGGUUUGAUCUUUGGUCUCUGCUCAGGCCAGGUGCUGAGCUGGAGGAAGGCAGAGAAACCCCAGGGUGCAGUUCAGAGCACUCGAGGCCUCAGCUGGAGAGAGCCUGCAUCUCAUAGGCCCUCGGUGUGCUGAGCCCUGGCCUGAGGAGCUGCCUCGGAAACGUUUUAAUCUUUGAUACCAGGAUGAAUAUUCAGUGCUGUAUUAAACAUUUAGGUCUCCAUGCAGUAACAGGUGGCAGGCCUGGGACUGGAUCUGUUCUGGGGUUGUCAGGGCCUGUUCUGGGCUGGAAUUCAUCACUGCUGUGCAAAGGCCAUGCCCCACUCAAAGUUCACUUGUGCCCUCAAGCCUGGAAGGAAGAGUGGUCUUGCUAUUAGAGCACUGGCCUGAGACUCAGGAGGGGGUGGGGGUCAAAUCUUAGCUUUGCCUCAGUUUCUCUGUGUGACCAUGAACAAGUUGUCUAGGACCUGAUCCAGGUCAGUGGAAAGACUCCCAUUUAUUUCAGUGGGCAUUGGGCUUGGGGCCUUAGUCUCUGUUCCCAUUUCAACUCUUCUACUUGGAUGUAGUAUCUCUCCCUUCCACCCUAGGUCUUGCCUCUUUAGACCGCAAGCCUCUUACCAUAUGUAUGUGCAGCACCUAGUGCACAGGGGUCCUGAUCUCUGUUGGGGUUUCUGAGCCACACUGAUUCCUAUGGUCUUGCAUGAAGCAGCACACAAGACUUGUGUGGGUGAUUUUCCUCUACCGGAAACAAAAUGGGGGGUGAUGACUUUUCAAUGCUCUGAUGCUUCCUUCAGUUUUCUUCUAAAGCUUCCUCUUGUUUGGACUUGGCCAAGCAGAAGGAAACAGCUUGUUAUCAGGUGCAGGGUGGUGCCUGCUCUGCUAUUCACCUGAGAGAAGAGGCCACAUUACUUCCUCAUCUCCCAGUCAGGGCAGCAACUGUCCUGGUGCCAGCCACAUUAGAAAGCGCGCUUCUAUUCAGACUCUGCAUUGUGGGCUGAAAAGCUGAAGUUUACAUUUCUUAUCUCAAUUCUCUGUUUCCAAGCGCAGGGAGUUUUGACCUCAUGCUCUGAUCUGGGCACUUAGGGGUGAGGACUGGUCUGCACCUCCUGCUGUCCUUGCAUUCUUACCUUUCUAAGAGUUUGAGAAACAUGCAUCUCCAAGCACUUUGCAGUGUCCUAGCCUGCCCCAUGACCUGAGACCUCCACGGCCUGAAUUCUCAGAGAGGCAGUGGCUUGCUAUGGACUUCAGUGGCAUUGGCAGCUUUUUGCUGCAGAAGAGGCGCCAGCCCCAAUAGUACCCUGAAUCGAUAGCACUUUAAUCCUGCAGACAUUUAUUUAACUGGAACUGAGCACAGCCACCCUGGCAUCCAGCGGGGGAAGGCCCUGGGGCCCGAUUCUGUCCCUUUUUCCUGGGUGGGUCCCCUUCAGGCCCUUGUGUUGCCUUUGUUACCAAGUGCCCUUGGAUUAAUACCAAAGCACCUGGACCUAAUAAAGUCCUUUUAAAUUUUC
This is a messenger RNA of Alligator mississippiensis (American alligator), 2715 nucleotides long. RefSeq names its product ST6 N-acetylgalactosaminide alpha-2,6-sialyltransferase 4 (gene ST6GALNAC4). The record is from RefSeq and is a predicted model, not a curated record. The coding region runs from base 180 to 1088 and encodes 302 amino acids. Gene Ontology annotation, molecular function: alpha-N-acetylgalactosaminide alpha-2,6-sialyltransferase activity. The transcript is spliced from 6 exons. NCBI's taxonomy places the organism in Eukaryota, Metazoa, Chordata, Crocodylia, Alligatoridae. Gene Ontology annotation, biological process: oligosaccharide metabolic process; ganglioside biosynthetic process.